Molecule: messenger RNA, 1768 nt
Organism: Silurus meridionalis
Lineage: Eukaryota; Metazoa; Chordata; Actinopteri; Siluriformes; Siluridae
Gene: chmp6b
Product: charged multivesicular body protein 6b
Exons: 8
Coding region: 171-785 (204 amino acids)
Biological process (GO): late endosome to vacuole transport via multivesicular body sorting pathway; vesicle budding from membrane
Cellular component (GO): multivesicular body; ESCRT III complex
Source: RefSeq, a predicted model, not a curated record
UUUGAAGUCUAGGCUCAGGCACUAUUGGGCUUGAUCCCAAACGUUGAUGGCCGCCGCUAAUGCCUAUAUUUUGCAUUCCAGUUAGCUUUAAACUGAAUAAAAACGCCAUAUUGAUGGAGAAUAAGUGACACAGCCUUGUCUAAGGAGAAAGUGCGGGAUGCUGCAUCGCAAUGGGAAAUAUUUUUGGCAAAAAGAAACGAAGCCGAGUCACAGAACACGACCGAGCUGUUCUGCAACUAAAGCAGCAGAGAGAUAAACUGAAGCAAUAUCAGAAGAGGAUCACUCUGCAGCUGGAGAAGGAGAGACAGCUUGCCAAGCAGCUGCUGAAAGAUGGCAAGAAAGAGAAAGCCAUCCUUUUGCUUAAGAAGAAACGCUUUCAGGAGCAACUUCUGGACAAGACUGAGAACCAGAUAAGCAACCUGGAACGAAUGGUUCAAGACAUUGAGUUUGCACAGAUAGAAAUAAAGGUGAUUGAAGGACUGAAGGUCGGCAACGACUGUUUAAAGAAAAUGCAUGAGGUGAUGUCCAUAGAAGAAGUGGAGAGAAUCAUGGACGAGACCCAGGAAUCCAUUGAGUACCAGAGGCAAAUCGAUGACAUUCUGGCAGGCUCUCUGACACAAGAGGACGAGGACGCUGUAUUAGCAGAGCUUGAAGCUAUCACUCAGGGAGAUAUUGAGCUUCCUGAGGUGCCAGAUGAGCAAUUGCCAGAAAUACCAGAUCAAGAGCCUGAGCCGGAGAAGGAACGGGUGAAGAAGAAGUCGGAGAGAGAACUGUUGUCUUUGUAAAGCAUUGCCGCAGCACCACACACUUUUAUAUCGUUCCUGUAACCGGGGUGUAGAUGAGAACGCACUCCAGUCUAGAAAAGAAAUAUGUAGAUACAUUCAAGAAAACUUUUAGUGUUUACAGCCCAUUAGUAGAUUCUUUUUCUCAAAUCUACGGUUCAUCAUUAGAGGCUUUUUCACUGGACAGUGCUGUAUAGUUUACACUUACUAACCCCAACCUCAAACUGUUCAUACCCCAUUCUGUACUUUUCCUGGUCUGAUAUAUAUUCCAUGGUUAUCUCAUACUUCUUGUUUAGUUUUAUAUGAAAUUGACCCUAUUACACUUUAUUGACAAGUGAUUUUAAGAUAGUUGAUUUCUUGCUACACUGCACUGUCCAAUGGAAAUCCCUUCAACACCCUCAAUUCAAUUGUCUGGUUAAAGAGAAAAUGCUUUUUUUUUUUCGUAUCUGUUUUAACAUUCUAACUUUAAUGAGGUGAUAUUUCAAAUUUUACUUUUAAGGUCUAGGAUUUAAUCCUAUAUAUAUAAACCUUCUGGACAGCUAUAAGGCAGUUCUUUCUGGCUUGUUAUAAAUUGCAUGUGAGGCUUUUAAGAAUUGUAGGAUAGUAAAGGCUGUGUUAAAGCUCCUGCACAUUAUUACCUCUCUAUACAGGUGCUUACAUACACUGCUCCAGGUGGAUAUUAUUAAAAGGUUAGAAAGAAUUCCUGUUCCUGCUUUUAGAUGCUACUUUUUUUCUUUUCUUUUUCUUUUUUUUUUGGCUCAAAAUUUAUUUUUUUAGAAAGAAAAUAAACAAACUUAAGCCCAAAGUGAGUUUUUUCCUCAGCAUUGACACGCCAAUAAAUACCCCUCUAUUGUUAUUGAUCUCUCGUGCUGGACUACACUCAGCUGCUCUGCUCUAAGAGCUUUCCAGCAGUUCUUUACAGUCUUAUGGGUUUGAUGAUACAAUUUAAUUUUGUUAUUUUGCAACAAUAAAAUUUUUUUUAAUCA